Rhinichthys klamathensis goyatoka is the source of this 2454-nucleotide messenger RNA. RefSeq names its product mgat4 family member C (gene mgat4c). Gene Ontology annotation, biological process: protein N-linked glycosylation. NCBI's taxonomy places the organism in Eukaryota, Metazoa, Chordata, Actinopteri, Cypriniformes, Leuciscidae. The record is from RefSeq and is a predicted model, not a curated record. The transcript has 6 exons. Gene Ontology annotation, molecular function: acetylglucosaminyltransferase activity. Bases 652 to 2085 code for a protein of 477 amino acids.
CAUGUCACUGGGUGAAACGACCUAACAGCCUGUUGUUUUCAGUAUUUCGCUCACUUUAUAGUAGGCUCAUCACAUUGAGUGACUGCUCUAGGCUGCCUCGGGUCGCACCACGAUCGAGAAUCUCGGCGGCUGGGCUCACAUCCUCAGUCGGCAUGAGAGGAAGGACACGGCGGCUGCGGAGAACCGACUGCGCCGCGACAAUUACAAUUCGCACCAGAUUUCUACCGACGUAGUCAACAGCACCGUUUUUUUUUUGUUUCAGUUAACACGGGGCAGACAACGUCGCUGGAAAGGGAGUCUACAAGAAGACGUCAGACUAUCCAGUGAGCUGCCUACCUAGACAGAUUUUUUUUGGGCAUCAUACCGCUUUCGUGCGCGCUCCGGGCAGCAUUCAUUCACAGUCGCUGUCCACACACACAUGUACAGUAUGUGUGAACGUGCGGAGAAGUUGAAGAUGCCACUCUGAAUCAUCUGUGCACUUGGAUCGACGAUAACAAGCCAUUUUCUAUGGAUCCAUUGAUCGUCGUCUUCUCAAACCACACAGCUCGUUCCUACAAGCACAUCUGAGUCCUGCAAGCAGACUCUGCCCACUCUCCAUCUCACAGCGAAUACAGCAAGCAGAUAAGAGAUCACACCAGUAGUAUUUCCAUCAUGAGACUGGUGUUAAAGUACCUGGACAAGAUGAGGUGUUUCCGCAAACGUUCCACCAUUCCUUUUCUGGUGGCUCUCAUUACUUUCCUGCUCUUCAUAAACCUCUACAUGGAGGAUGGCUACGUGCUGGAGGAAGAUAAACGUCAGUUGCGAGAAACCUCAAUGCAUCCGCUGAACUCGGAGCGAUAUGUUCAUACCUUUAAAGAUAUCACAAAUUUUUCUGGAACAAUCAAUGUGACUUAUCGGUACCUUGCUGGAACACCUUUAACUCGAAAGAAGUAUCUCACUAUUGGAUUGUCAUCUGUGAAAAGAAAACGAGGAAACUACCUAUUGGAGACCAUCAAGUCCAUUUUUGACCAAUCAAGCUACGAGGAGCUCAAGGAGAUUGUUGUGGUUGUCCACUUGGCAGACUUCGACCUGGCAUGGUGCGAGAGCCUAGUUCAGGAAAUCUCAAGGAAAUUCGGCCACCAUAUCAUUGCAGGACGGCUGCUAGUUAUCCAUGCACCUGAGGAGUACUACCCGUCCCUGGAUGGGUUGAAGAGAAAUUAUAAUGAUCCGGAGGAUAGAGUACGCUUCCGCUCCAAACAGAAUGUAGAUUACGCGUUUCUGCUCAACUUCUGCACCAACUUGUCAGACUUCUACAUGAUGUUGGAGGACGAUGUGCGCUGCUCCCGAAACUUCCUCACUGCCUUGAAGAAAGUAGUGUCAUCUAGGGAGGGAUCAUAUUGGGUGAUGCUGGAAUUCUCCAAACUGGGAUACAUAGGGAAGCUGUACCACUCACGAGACCUUCCCAGACUUGCACAUUUCCUGCUCAUGUUCUAUCAGGAGAUGCCUUGCGAUUGGCUUCUUAUCCAUUUCCGAGGCCUACUGGCACAGAAGGAUGCGAUUCGCUUCAAGCCAUCCCUUUUCCAACACAUGGGCUACUAUUCCUCUUAUAAGGGUGCAGAAAACAAACUUAAGGAUGAUGACUUUGAGGAAGACUCCCUUGAUAUCCCAGACAAUCCACCUGCCAGUUUGUACACAAACAUAAAUGUGUUUGAGAGCUAUGAUGCUGCCAAAGCUUACAGUAGCGUGGACGAGUACUUUUGGGGCAAGGCCCCGUCCACUGGGGACUUUUAUGUUAUAGUGUUCAACAAGGCAACAAAAAUCAGCAAAAUCAAGAUCAUCACAGGAACAGAUGAUCGCCAGAAUGACAUUUUGCAUCAUGGAGCUCUGGAAGUGGGAGAGAAAUUAAUAGGAACCAAAAAAGGAAGGCAGUGCUCCUCCUAUAUAACUUUAGGGGAGUUUAAACAUGGAAACAUUGAGGUUUAUGAUGUGGACCACAAGAUAGCGUUUGAUAUUGAGUGUGUUCGCAUUGUGGUGACGGCAAGUCAGAAAGAAUGGCUUAUCAUUAGAAGCAUAAGCCUCUGGACUACACAAGGUGCCAGUCAAUGAGAACUUUUUUGAACCGUAGCUCAAGGCACAAGUAUCUGUUUAUUUAUCUAUUUAUGUAUUUAUUUAUGCAAUUAUUUAUUUACUCUCACAUGAUAAAUCUUUAUUUAUUCAUAAAGGAAAAUUUAAAGGCAGUAUAAGAUUUCACACAUCAAAGGGAGGUGUAGGCUUCUCCCUUUUACCAUUAUUACUCCGAAAUGUGUACUCCUCGUCAAAAAGCUUUGUCUCAGUUGUUUUUGCCUUACUUUCCAGUGAAGAUUCCUAGACAUCUUUAAAAUCAGAUUUAUUUAUUUGAGAAACAAAAUGAAUAUAUUUUUUAAUUAAAACUUUUUCUUACUUGAAUCAUAAAUUUAUUAAGGUCUGGGUUUAUAC